Messenger RNA from Magnolia sinica, 2511 nucleotides. Its product is annotated as proline-rich receptor-like protein kinase PERK1. Bases 333 to 2303 code for a protein of 656 amino acids. The transcript has 8 exons. The record is from RefSeq and is a predicted model, not a curated record. NCBI's taxonomy places the organism in Eukaryota, Viridiplantae, Streptophyta, Magnoliopsida, Magnoliales, Magnoliaceae. Gene Ontology annotation, biological process: protein phosphorylation. Gene Ontology annotation, molecular function: ATP binding; protein kinase activity.
GGGAAUGUUUAACGCCUACUCGGCUGCCGAUCGGACGGCUGUGAUUAGACGAUACCUCAUCAAGGUCUUUGUCCGAUGGCUCUGAACAAAGGUGCGACCCACCACUGACAGAAGGGAAGGGUCAGAGGACUGUCUUCUAGAGUUUCUCUUUAAGCGUUAUUACUAAACUAUUUCUCUUCGAAGAUUUCCCAGACACAAAAAUCCUCAGACCUUCCCAAUCCAAACCAACCUCAUUCCGGCAGAAACCCCGGCAAAAAGAAAAAAACCUAAUUUCCUGCCGGGAUCUGAUACUCUAAACGGAUUGGGUGAAGUGACAACACCGGAUUCCAGCAAUGUCGUCGCCUACUCCGGGGUCUUCUCCGGCCCCGGCAUCCACUCCUCCAACUCCACCCGCGACGAUUCCUUCCUCUCCGCCACCUGCGAACGCCACGACGCCUCCUCCAUCUUCGCCGCCGGCGAACAAUACAUCUCCUCCGCCGCCUCAGGCGGUAGCACCGGCUGCAUCUCCACCUCCGCCGGCGACAGUAUCUUCUCCUCCCCCUGCGGCAGGGUUAUCGCCUCCCCCAGCGAUAGGAUCUUCGCCUCCGCCGCCGGCGACUACAUCGUCGCCUCCGCCGCCGGCGACUGCUUCUUCUCCUCCGCCGCCUGCGUCGGGAUCUAGGCCGUCGCCACCCCCGCCGACUACCAGUAGCUCAUCGCCGACGCCUCCAGCGGAUUCGUCGUCGAGCAGCGGUCCGUCGACUGGACUCGUUGUCGGACUUGCCGCCGCCGGCCUUGUUUUUCUGGCAGUGCUGACGAUUCUGUUCAUCUGCUGCAAGAAGAAGAGAAGGAGGAGUCACGAGUCAUUGGAUUAUUACGGACAUCCGCCACCAACGCAUCCGCAGAAGAUUGACCCUUAUGCUGGGCAGCCGCAGAAUUGGCAACACAAUGCUCCACCGCCAGCAGACCAUGUUGUCAAAAUGCCGCCUCAACCUUCUCCUCCACCGCCAUUUGCAUCACGGCCACCACCUUCACCGCCCCCUGUUCCGGCAGCAAAACCUCCGCCUCCACCAGCCAUCAGCAGUAGUGGAGGUUCUGGUUCCAACUAUUCAGGGUCUGAAACCCCUCUUCCACCACCAUCACCUGGCAUAGCUCUUGGUUUCUCAAAGAGCACCUUCACUCAUGAAGAACUAGCGCUGGCAACGGAUGGGUUUUCUGAUGCCAAUCUCCUUGGACAAGGUGGGUUUGGGUAUGUCCACAGAGGAAUGCUCCUAAGUGGUAAAGAGGUUGCUGUCAAGCAGUUAAAAUCUGGCAGCGGGCAAGGGGAGCGUGAGUUCCAAGCGGAGGUUGAAAUUAUUAGCCGCGUACAUCACAAACAUCUUGUUUCAUUGGUCGGAUACUGCAUAGCUGGGAGCCAAAGGAUGCUUGUUUAUGAAUUUGUUCCUAACAACACACUGGAGUUCCACUUGCAUGGAAAGGGUAGACCAACCAUGGAGUGGCCUACAAGACUAAAAAUUGCUCUAGGUUCUGCAAAAGGGCUUGCAUAUCUUCACGAGGACUGCCACCCUAAGAUUAUUCAUCGUGACAUUAAGGCAUCCAAUAUUCUUCUUGAUUUUAAGUUUGAAGCAAAGGUUGCAGAUUUUGGGCUUGCCAAAUUUACUUCUGAUAACAACACCCAUGUCUCCACUCGAGUAAUGGGAACUUUCGGGUAUCUAGCUCCAGAAUAUGCAGCCAGUGGCAAACUCACUGAUAAAUCAGAUGUCUUCUCUUUCGGAGUCAUGCUUCUUGAACUGAUUACUGGACGCCGACCUGUAGAUACAACUCAAACUUUCAUGGAUGAUAGCUUGGUGGACUGGGCAAGGCCUUUGCUCACAAGAGCACUGGAAGACGGCAACCAUGAUACACUUGUGGAUGCACGGUUGCAGAGGAACUACAACGUCAAUGAGAUGGCACGAAUGAUUGCUUGUGCCGCUGCUUGCGUUCGGCAUUCUGCAAGGCGUCGACCACGGAUGAGUCAGGUUGUCCGAGCCUUGGAAGGGGAUGUGUCUCUGGAAGCUUUGAACGAAGGUGUUAGACCUGGGCACAGCACCCUUUACAGUUCAUAUGGAAGCUCGGAUUACGACUCUGGUCAGUACAACGAAGAUAUGAAGAAGUUCAGGAAAAUGGCAUUGGCUAGCCAUGAAUAUGGAAGCAGCGAAUACAGCGGGCGAACUAGUGAGUAUGGACUCAACCCGUCCGCAUCCAGCAGUGAAGGUCAGCAGACCCGCGAAAUGGAGAUGGGGAAGAUGAAGAAAGACAGCCGGGGUUUCAGCGGAAGCCCAUGAAAGAAGCGGCAGGUAUUCUUUGUAAAAAAAAAAAACAGAAUUCCUAUCUACUUGUUUUUUUCUUCUCUUCCACUUGACUUGAUUGCGAUAACGGCGUUGAAAAUGCGGGAUUGUGAAUUAUAUAGUUUUGGAAGUUUUCUAUUGAAUUUAUAUGUAUUUACUGCUUACAAAAUAAUCACGACAAUGGUAAUUGGUCAUUCUUUCGGCA